AUGGCGCCCAUGCUGGUGGAGCAGUGCGUUGACUUCAUCCGCCAUUGGGGUCUACGAGAAGAAGGGCUCUUCCGUCUGCCUGGACAAGCCAACCUCGUUAAAGAGCUUCAGGAUGCUUUCGACUGUGGAGAGAAGCCGUCAUUUGAUUGGUUUUUGGAUGAAGUUCAGUCCUACUCAGGUGUGAAUAAAAUGAGUGUACAGAAUCUGGCCACGGUCUUUGGGCCAAAUAUUCUAAGGCCAAAGGUUGAGGACCCAGUGACUAUAAUGGAAGGCACAGUACUGGUCCAGCAAUUGAUGGCUAUUCUGAUUGGCCACCAUGAUGUUCUUUUCCCACCCGAUGAGGACCAUACUAGCACUCUGGAACUGGUUAAUAAUAACAAUAAUGAGACGCAAAAACGGCCUACGAAUGGUCAGAUUCAAAACAAAGAGAACAAUAACACCAGUGGGGUGCGACAGUGCACUUGGGACACGCCAGAAUCACCCAGCCGGGCUCCUCUGGACAAUGGCUCUCCUCGUUCAGGCAGCCCACGUAAUGGUUUUACGGGACAACGAUUCGAGGUGGCCCGCAGUCCGCCAAUCUCCUUGAAAAAGAACCCGGCGUUUAGCAAAGGGAGUGGGAUUGUCACCAAUGGAUCGUUCAGUUCAUCCUCAUCGUCCUCAGGUGAUACCAAUCAGGAGAAAAUUCAAACUCUACCGAACAUGGGAACCCUUCAUGCCCGUCGGACGGGUGCGAUUAAAGGCUCAGGCACCAAAAUGGGCAUUCAGAAUGGCAUCGUUCGGAUGGGCGUAUCCAGCGCAGAUGUUACAAAUGGGACUCUAAAUGGACGGAAUGGACUCUGGGUGCCCAACGGUCACGUCACAAUGCGCGAGGCUAAAAGUCGAGACGCUGAGCACCAGCAGAACCGCCUGUCUACGUACGACAACGUCCAUAUCCAUCAACAGCAGCCCACGCAGCCCAGUCUGAGCAGCAGCUGUGAGGACAAACAGAGCGUGGAUAGCGCCACAUGGUCCACCUCGUCUUGCGAGAUCUCUCUACCAGAAAACUCCACUUCUUGCCGCUCGUCCACGACCACGUGCCCAGAGCAGGACUUCUUUGGCAGCAACUUUGAAGAUCCUUUGUUGGACGGGCGGGAGGACAACGGACUGGCGGUGGAUGAUAGGGAGCAGCGGACCAGUAACGGAGGAGGCCAGGGAAGCAGAGGAACGAGCAGCAGCGAUAACAGCGAGACGUUUGCCGUCACCAAUGGACCGACCAAUCACAGUGCUCUGCACAGCCUGGUGGCCAGUCUCAAACAGGAAAUGCUCAAGCAGAAGAACGAAUAUGAGGCCAGGAUCAAGAGGUGA
Sinocyclocheilus grahami is the source of this 1344-nucleotide messenger RNA. RefSeq names its product rho GTPase-activating protein 24-like. Gene Ontology annotation, molecular function: GTPase activator activity. Gene Ontology annotation, cellular component: focal adhesion. The record is from RefSeq and is a predicted model, not a curated record. Gene Ontology annotation, biological process: negative regulation of Rac protein signal transduction; activation of GTPase activity; negative regulation of ruffle assembly. Lineage: Eukaryota; Metazoa; Chordata; Actinopteri; Cypriniformes; Cyprinidae. The coding region runs from base 1 to 1344 and encodes 447 amino acids. The transcript has 3 exons.